Messenger RNA from Cotesia glomerata, 1618 nucleotides. RefSeq names its product odorant receptor 13a-like. Gene Ontology annotation, molecular function: olfactory receptor activity; odorant binding. Bases 89 to 1222 code for a protein of 377 amino acids. NCBI's taxonomy places the organism in Eukaryota, Metazoa, Arthropoda, Insecta, Hymenoptera, Braconidae. The transcript has 6 exons. Gene Ontology annotation, cellular component: plasma membrane. Gene Ontology annotation, biological process: sensory perception of smell; detection of chemical stimulus involved in sensory perception of smell. The record is from RefSeq and is a predicted model, not a curated record.
CUUGCACAUAUUUGUAAUUCUUGAGUACCUAGUUUUUUGGAAAAGAGUCAAGUCUUCAUUUCGUGAAAAAUUAGCAAUUUUUAGUGCGAUGAUAAUAGUGUUAGUUGCAAAUUUGUGUAUUAUAAUCGGCGAAACUGUUGCGAUAAAAGACUGCAAAGAUUUGACAGGACUUGUCAAACAAAUCAACCCUAUUUGUUUUCAUACUAUAGGAUUGUUCAAAUGUAUCUGCAUAUUUACGAAUAUUGACGGCAUUAAUGAGUUAAUUAGUCAAAGUUUGUGCUGCGAUCGACUGCUCUUGAGAUUAAGUCGAAAAAAAACAGAACUUGAAGAAUACAAAAAAAUAAUGACGAAUUUUUCUCGGCAAAUAAAAAAACAUUCAUACACAUGGCUGUUUUUUUUAAUGUCGACAAUGUUCGAGUGGUUUAUAGUCCCACUGUUUCACCUCGUUUACAUUCUUGCGUAUCAAAAAGACCAAAUUACCGCAUCUUUAUUCGAAGAUCAUAAAAUAACAAUGAUUUCACUGCCCUGGAAAAUUAAUAAUUUGCUAAAGUAUUCUUUAACUUUUGGGUUUCAUCUAACCAACGGAGUUUUUUCCACUUUGGAACUUUGGUUCAGCGACAUGCUGCAUGUUUUUUUCUUGAUUAACAUCUGCGUAAAUUUGAAAUACUUCAACAGGAUGAUGAAGAAGAAAAAUUUUCCUAUUGAAAAUUUAAAGGAAUUUUUAAUAAUUCACCGAGAAAAUUUUGAGCUUGCUGAAAAAAUAAAAGUGGUUUUCAGUAAUUUAUUGCUUAUUACCUGUCUUGAAUGUAUGACUGCUUUGUGCCUGGUAUCGGUUGAAACAUCAACAUUUAAAGUUAAUUUGACCUUUCAGUCAAUUCUCAGGUUAAUAAGCCUCGUGAAGUACUGGGUUGGUACAUCCAUUGAGUUAUUCAUUUUCUGUUAUUUGGCGACAGUAAUUGACACUCUGAGCACCCAGUCUGCUGAAGCAAUUUACGAUUGCAAUUGGGAAGAAUUAGUUUACAAUAAUAGUUUCAAUAAAAAUCGACGGAAAGAAAUAAUAAAAAAAGGAAAAAUGAUAAAAUUCAUGCUGAUGCGUUCCCAAAAACAUAUUAUCAUGACCGGAAGAUCAAUUAGCGUUUUUUCUAUGCAAUCAUUUGAAACUAUUGUUAAAUUCUCAUUAGCCAACGCUCUGAUAGUGCGUCGCUUCGCUAUGAAAAGUUGAGUAAAUAAUUUAAAUUCAUUGAAAGAUUAUUUAAAAAUAAAAGUGCUGGGAGGAGAGUGAAUAAGGACACACAUGAACUGGUAGAGAAGCUAGUGGGGAUCAGAGAAAGUGAACAGUGGACCCCAACGACAACCGUAUAAGGAGCGCGCGUAAAUAUCAGGAGAGUAUCCGCUUGUGGAGCAUUGCUGGAUGCUCCACUUGCGCCAUGCUUACUUGAUCAUACUACCACGUGUUUCGACGAGGUCUUAGUCACAAAUUACUCAGUACGCUAGCGGAUAAUAUCUACUAGACCAUGAGUGCCUAGUAUCAAUAAGUUUUGUUUGAAUUGCACGUGGCGGUCUGCCUUAUAUUAAUCCUUUUUUUAUCAUUCAUUAGUCUAUAAAAAUCGUAGUUACA